UUGUUGAUUAACGCUUGGAUUAAAACUUUAAUCCAACAUCGUAGAAACCUAAACACAAUGAAAAUCUAACUUAACAUGAAGACCUUCAUUAUUAUUUUAUUAACUCUCAUAAACAACGUCUUGAGCCCAACACCGUCGGUGAAAGAACGUAUCGCAAUACUGAAAAGUAAAUUACUUAACGAUGGACAUGCAUCUCACCCAUCAAUAUUCAAUUACUAUGAUGAAGCAAGUGACGAUUAUGAAAAUCAUGAUUUCCUUAUCGAGCCAAUAACAAGAAAUAGAGCAAAUAAGAAGUAUAAAUUUAAAACUAAAACAACACAAAUAACAAACGUAACAAAACAAAGUAAUCCACAAGCGAAACGUCAAGGAUUAAAACCUUUUUUAAAAUCACAAGCGAAUACAAAGAAAAAAGAGAAAUUAUUUCUUAAUCCGAUGGAUAUUUUCUAUAGAAGGCUUAUAGGGGAACAGUAUAAAGACGAAAAUUGGAGAUGGACGUUAUGCCAAGAUAUAAUAACACCUUUUUUAACUGGUGUAAAGAAAGGUCCGAUGGAAAUGACUAAAAUAGGAAUUAAACAUGCAAUACCGGAAAGAAUGUUCCAUUUAUUAAGCAUUAACAUGAGCGCAUACGCUAAAGAGGAUGUGUUCGCGUUGAUGUAUCAGAUAAGCAAGGUACAAAUUCGACUCUACCAAUGGGAUGUAAUGCCGAUAAGGGUCUUGAUAAAUUUACUAGUAAAAGGAAAGGCGCAUACUUUUCGUAAUUUAAAAGCAAGCAUGAGAGAAAUGUUUGAAAAUUGGCAUUUAGAUUUUCGUAAUUUGACGAAAAUAAUUGAACAAACUCGUAUUAUACGACCAGCUUGUACCGUAACAUCGCAAUAUACAGGUUCAACGAAAACUGCCAAAGUGUCAAGAUAUAAACAAUUUACGACAACGCCAAAUUCUUAGUUUCAGCCUGACCACUUUACAACUAUUGUAAAAAAUUUGUUACUGUGUGUUUCCAAUAAAUGUUCUAUACGCGCCAUUUUGUGACGUCAUAGCUCUCAAAUCCAAUAAAAGUAGAGUAAACA
Messenger RNA from Papilio xuthus (Asian swallowtail), 1064 nucleotides. RefSeq lists its product as uncharacterized. The transcript has 5 exons. The record is from RefSeq and is a predicted model, not a curated record. Lineage: Eukaryota; Metazoa; Arthropoda; Insecta; Lepidoptera; Papilionidae. Bases 76 to 942 code for a protein of 288 amino acids.